Lagopus leucura (white-tailed ptarmigan) is the source of this 1657-nucleotide messenger RNA. It is a transcript of the gene GABRA3, whose product is annotated as gamma-aminobutyric acid type A receptor subunit alpha3. The record is from RefSeq and is a predicted model, not a curated record. Gene Ontology annotation, cellular component: dendrite membrane; postsynapse; synapse. NCBI's taxonomy places the organism in Eukaryota, Metazoa, Chordata, Aves, Galliformes, Phasianidae. Gene Ontology annotation, molecular function: GABA-gated chloride ion channel activity; GABA-A receptor activity; inhibitory extracellular ligand-gated monoatomic ion channel activity. The coding region runs from base 119 to 1534 and encodes 471 amino acids. Gene Ontology annotation, biological process: gamma-aminobutyric acid signaling pathway; monoatomic ion transmembrane transport; synaptic transmission, GABAergic. The transcript is spliced from 10 exons.
CCCUGCCUACCUGAGAAACCCAUGAUUUCCCAGAUGUCCUGAGAUAUUGAGAGCAGUGUAAGCGAGGAACUUCUGCAGGUUUUGGAGGCUUGCUUGCUGCUCGCUGUGCAUUGAGGCCAUGGCACCACGGCUCACUGGAAUGGCAUCUCUCUCUCUUGCUGCCCUUGGACUCCUGCUGUCAGCUGUCCCUGCUGAUGCUGGGCUUUCUCAGAAGCAUGUUUCAGACGUUGUUGAUGACAGCAAAGACAACAUCACCAUUUUCACGCGCAUCCUGGACAGGCUGUUGGAUGGCUAUGACAACCGCCUAAGGCCUGGACUCGGAGACAGUGUAACUGAAGUCAAGACAGAUAUUUACGUGACAAGUUUUGGCCCCGUCUCAGACACAGACAUGGAAUACACCAUUGAUGUCUUUUUCCGGCAAUCCUGGAGAGACGAGAGGCUGAAGUUCGAUGGUCCCAUGAAGAUCCUUCCUCUGAACAACCUGCUGGCAAGCAAGAUCUGGACUCCUGAUACCUUCUUCCACAAUGGGAAGAAAUCUGUUGCCCACAACAUGACAACACCCAACAAGCUGCUGCGCCUGGUGGAUAAUGGCACGCUCCUGUACACGAUGAGGCUAACCAUUCAUGCAGAGUGCCCCAUGCACCUGGAGGACUUCCCAAUGGAUGUGCACGCUUGCCCGCUGAAAUUUGGGAGCUAUGCCUACACAAAAACAGAGGUAAUCUACACCUGGACCCUGGGGAAGGAUAAAUCUGUGGAAGUAGCAAAGGGUGGAUCUCGCCUGAACCAGUAUGACCUGCUGGGCCAUGUUGUUGGGACAGAGAUGGUUCGAUCCAGCACAGGGGAGUAUGUUGUCAUGACCACGCACUUUCACCUCAAGAGGAAGAUCGGGUACUUCGUCAUCCAGACCUACCUGCCCUGCAUCAUGACUGUAAUCCUGUCCCAGGUCUCCUUCUGGUUGAACAGGGAAUCUGUCCCCGCCAGAACAGUUUUUGGUGUCACCACUGUGCUCACCAUGACCACGCUAAGCAUCAGCGCAAGAAACUCGUUACCUAAAGUGGCGUACGCGACGGCCAUGGACUGGUUCAUAGCCGUCUGUUAUGCCUUUGUGUUUUCUGCGCUGAUUGAAUUUGCCACUGUCAACUACUUCACCAAGCGCAGCUGGGCUUGGGAUGGCAAGAAGGUGUUGGAGGCCCAGGAGAUGAAGAAAAAAGAGCCAGUGGCACUAGCGAAGAAAACCAACAACACCUACAACAUAGUUGGCACCACAUAUCCCCUCAACAUUGCCAAGGACCCUGGCCUGCCCACCAUCUCCAAGAGUGCUGCUGCCACUGCUACUGCCACCAACGUACCCCCCAAGAUGCCCCGCUUAGAGGAGAAGUUCCCAGAGAGUAAGAAGACGUACAACAGCGUCAGCAAGGUAGACAAGAUGUCCCGCAUUGUCUUUCCAGUCCUCUUUGCCAUUUUCAACUUGGUCUACUGGGCCACCUACGUAAACCGGGAGUCAGCUAUCAAAGGAAUGAUCCCCAAACAAUAAAACGAAUCAAACAAACCUUCCAUCAGUGAGCACCAUCCAGGCAGGAAUUCUCCAGGGCUUUCUUCUUUUCCUGUUUUGUUUAAUUAUUAUUGUUCAUUUGAAAUUAAUACUAUUAUUACUAUU